Messenger RNA from Fragaria vesca subsp. vesca, 954 nucleotides. RefSeq lists its product as uncharacterized. The transcript is spliced from 4 exons. Lineage: Eukaryota; Viridiplantae; Streptophyta; Magnoliopsida; Rosales; Rosaceae. The record is from RefSeq and is a predicted model, not a curated record. The coding region runs from base 1 to 954 and encodes 317 amino acids. Gene Ontology annotation, molecular function: nucleic acid binding; RNA-DNA hybrid ribonuclease activity.
AUGAACCCCGCCAAGUGUGUAUUCUUUGCAGAAGCUGGCGAUUUCCUUGGUUUUCUAGUGCAUCAAAGGGGCAUCGAAAUCCCAAAGGAUAAGGCGCAGGCGGCCUUCGAUCGAAUCAAGGACUACCUUACGAACCCACCAGUCCUGAUCCCACCUCGCGAAGGUACCCCGCUUAAACUCUAUAUCGCCGCUACCGACUUGUCCAUCGGCGGACUCUUGGCCCAAGACGACGAAAACGGGGUGGAGCACGCUGUUUAUUACCUCAGCAGGGUGUCAAUUGACUGCGAAACACGCUACUCGCCUAUGGAGAAGUUGUGUCUUGCUUUAUAUUUUGCAGGAUGCAAGCUGCGCCACUACAUGCUUGCCUUUACCACGGUUGUGAUCGCUCAAUCCGACCUGGCAGUAAAAGGACAGGCAAUAGCAGACUUUCUCGCUCAUCACCCACCUUCAGAGCUCACGGCGUUUCGCGAGUUGGAAUUCGCUGCUGUAGCACUCGCUCCAUGGACCCUUUACUUUGAUGGAUCACGAACUGAUACUGCAGCCGAAGCCGGGAUAGCCAUAGAAAAUCCCGCCGGAGAUCGUUUCUCCUACUCGUCCCAGCUUGAUUUCAAAUGCACAAAUAACCAGGCCGAAUACGAGGCGCUCAUCAUCGGACUGAAAAUUUUGUUGGACUUAGGAGUCCGCGAAGUUCAGGCAUUUGCAGUGUUGGAUCAAUUCGACGAUGUAUACAUCGAGCAUUUUCCACGCGAGUUCAACUUCGCGGCCAACGAGCUCGCCCAAGUAGCGUCCGGCCUCAGCCUGCGUGAUGGAGUGCGCGAACGUUUGCUCAAAGUCAAGCGCCGUACCCUUCCCUCUUUCAUCGCUAGGGAGCAAUUUCAGGCCGACACCCCCGAGGUCGCGGCCUUAGACCCUAUCGACAAGGAUUGGCGACUACCAUUUAUCGCUUACCUCUAG